Rhodofomes roseus is the source of this 1563-nucleotide messenger RNA. Its product is annotated as cytochrome P450. The coding region runs from base 1 to 1563 and encodes 520 amino acids. The record is from RefSeq and is a predicted model, not a curated record. NCBI's taxonomy places the organism in Eukaryota, Fungi, Basidiomycota, Agaricomycetes, Polyporales, Fomitopsidaceae. The transcript has 10 exons. Gene Ontology annotation, molecular function: oxidoreductase activity, acting on paired donors, with incorporation or reduction of molecular oxygen; monooxygenase activity; iron ion binding.
AUGCCGCUGUCUUCUGAGACUUUCGUCGCGCUCGCAGCGUUCGUUGCUAUCCUCGCCGCCUGGCUCAACACGCGCAGGCGGCGCGGCCUCCCCCCGGGUCCGCCCUCAGGCUACCCGUGGAUCGGCACCCCGCUUAAGCAUGCGAAGGGCGCGCGAUGGUUCCUCUACACCGAGUGGGCCAAGACAUACGGUGACAUUGUGUACUACAUGUCAUACGGACGCGACUACGUCGUACUCAACACGUACGAGUCCGCGCGCGACCUGCUCGUGCUCCGCUCCCGGAUCUAUUCUGACCGCCCGAAGAUGACAAUGGCUCGCGAACUUGUCGGAUACGACAACUCGAUUGCGCUCGCGGACAGCACGCCGCGCACUGUGUUCAUGCGCAAGGCAGUUCAGACCGAGCUGUCGCCGAAGAACCUCCCGCGGUUCCAGGGUGUCCAAAUCAAGGAGAACGGGCUCAUGCUCGGCAAGCUGCUCGAGAACCCAGCCGACUUCAUGGACCACGUCCGGAUCAUGAUGGCGUACUCCGUCUUCGCGGUCGCGUACGGGUACCGCCCGCAGUCGGACAAUGACGAGCUCCUGCUCAUGAUCAAGAAGAUGAUGGAGGACUUCGCCGUCUUCGCGACUCCGGGAAACUUCCUUGUGGACAUCCUCCCCUUCCUGAAGCACGUGCCCGCGUGGUUCCCAGGCGCCGAGUUCAAGCGCUUCGGUGAGGCUGCGGCGGAGCGCAUUAACGCCGUCUGCAAGCUGCCGUUCGACAGAGUCAAGGCGCGCAAGGCCGCGGAGGGCACUGCGGGGCUGUCCGUGACGGCGUCGUUCCUCGAGAUGCCUGACCUCACCCCAGAGAAGGAGCACAUGUUCCGCUGGUCGUCGGAGGCGGUGUACGCCGCAGGCUCGGACACGACCGUCUCCGCGAUCUACACGUUUGUCCUCUGUAUGGCGCGCAACCCCGACGUCCAGGCGAAGGCCUACGCGGAGCUCGAAGCUUGGCUCGGCGCCGCGGACAUGCGCCUCCCGACGUUCGAGGACCGCGCGGAUCUGCCGUACAUCGACAAGGUCCUCUGGGAGACGUUCCGCUGGUACGCGCCCGUGCCGCUCGGUUUGCCCCACCGCCUCACGCAGGACGACGUCUACCAGGGCUACACGUUCCCCAAGGGGACGACGGUAAUCGCUAACGUGUGGAACAUCCUGCACGACGAGGUGAUGUACCCCGACCCGUGGACGUUCAACCCCGACAGGUACGGCAACAGCGCGGACAUCGAGAACAGUAUCAACCAGGACCCGCGCAAGUCAAUGUUCGGCUUCGGCAGGAGGAACUGCCCGGGCCAGCACCUUGCCGAGGCGUCGCUCUGGCUCGCGAUCAGCAACAUCCUCAUGGUCUAUGAGAUCCAGGCCGUGCGCGAUCCCAAGACGGGCGAGCCCGUCCUCCCGCCGAUGGACUUCACGCCUGGGGCGAUUAGCAAAGCCCUGCCGUUCAAGGUCGACUUCAAGCCGCGUUCAGCGAGGGCGGAGACCUUGAUCCGCGCCACCUACAAGAAGGCGCUCGAGAACGUCGACAUAUAG